This is a messenger RNA of Gossypium raimondii (Peruvian cotton), 1040 nucleotides long. RefSeq lists its product as uncharacterized. Gene Ontology annotation, cellular component: mitochondrial large ribosomal subunit. The transcript has 3 exons. NCBI's taxonomy places the organism in Eukaryota, Viridiplantae, Streptophyta, Magnoliopsida, Malvales, Malvaceae. Gene Ontology annotation, biological process: translation. Gene Ontology annotation, molecular function: structural constituent of ribosome. The record is from RefSeq and is a predicted model, not a curated record. The coding region runs from base 261 to 704 and encodes 147 amino acids.
UUAUACCCACUAAAGGAAGUGGAAUUAAUAACCCUAAUUUUUAUCAUCAUCUUCCGCCUACCAUCGUCCCUCUUUGCUCUUUCAUCUCUGCAAAUCAGUUUUUUUUCCUUCUCUUCUCUUAUCAGUUCUCACCCACCAACGUGUCCGCUAGUGUUUUCCGGAUCUGACCCGUAUCUCUUGUCGGAUCGUAUCGGCACAGGUACUGCACCCAAAUUACCGAGUCCGGGGAACGAAGGUCACUGCCACUGUCCAAUCCGAAAAUGGCGUCGAGACUAGCGAUGCUAAAACAUUCCGCCGCCACCGACUACGGUUCUUUUUUAGGUCUGAGGAGAUGGAUUCAUGCUUCAGCGCUCCCUCCACCCUUGGGAGCUCCAAUCGGUCAUCCCCCACCAUCACAAUCGUUGGUUUUCCCCGAGUCUGAUCAAACCCCAGAAAGCAAUAAUAACAGCAACAUUGGGUUUGGGUUUGGGUUCGGGUUCGGUUUCCCUAGUUUUCCCUUGGGAGGAGGAUCCAUGGAGCUCAUGGCUGUCCCAAAGAAAAAGGUGAGUCGGCAUAAGAGAGGCAUAAGAAACGGACCAAAGGCUUUGAAACCGGUUCCGGUUAUUAUACGAUGCAAGAGUUGCGGUCGUGUUAAGUUACCACACUUCUUCUGUUGCAGUGGAGAUCGUGGGCACAACAAUGAACGAGAUGAUUCAUCCGGUUAAGUUGUUGUAGGUGGACUAAAAAUAAGAAGCUUUUUCAUUUAUUAUGAGAAAACAUUGUUGGGAUAUCAUGACAAUGUUGCUGGGCAAGCGUAGACGGAUUCAGUCAUAGAAAUAGGUUAGAAAGUUUUGUUUACAAAUGAAGCCAUCUAGAAUGAUGGCAAAUAACCGCAAAAAUGAUGAUCUGAUCUUGCUAGUACAUUUUUAUGGAGUUACAUAAGUGUGCACUUGUAUGGAAAAUCUUGGUUGGUUAAGAUUGCUUUCGUGGUCUGUGUUUCUUGUAUUUCUUAGCUGCAACUGGUUUCUAUGCUAAAAUGACAAGUUAAUUUGCCUUUCUCA